UACACCGAGCAAUGAGCAUCCUGUUCACGAGGACAGUUAUUGCAUGAGCAUCAUCUUCAUCUCAUGUUGUUGUACAAUUCCUUUCUUCUAACCUUAUCUAGUCAAACAAACUCCUUCCUUCAUGCAUUGGUGGUGACCGAUUCUUACCUUAUCCUUUGCUCGCCCACUUCCCCAAACACAUAUGGGCUCAAAACUACCGCUACAAUAAUUGCACGACUCAAUCAUUUAUUUAUUUAACACCAUAUUAUUAAUUAAUUAAUUAAUUAUUAAUGUUAGGUUAUGGUUUGAGUUAUUCGCAAGCGAAUGCUAAAACUUUGGUGCAAAGUGUUUGAAAAAGUGUGAAGCAUCUUUAUCGAAAGCUGUGAUUGGAUUCGGUUGUGUUUGGGGCGAAUAUGGAAUUAAGCAAACCCACAAUUUCAAAAAUCCCAAACCCAAAAGAUUGCCUAAUUAACUUAGUCCCAACCACAAGCUCGGACCAAACAUUCCUACCUCAGAUACCACCCGUGUCUGCGGAGUCUUAUAGUUAUGUCCGAUUCGCCGCCACCACUCUGAUUUAAUUCACGUUAUCUCACACUUUGCGGAUUCAUUUGAAUGGAUUUUUUCAGAAACAAGGCGCUCUCUCUCUCUAUCAGCUUCUCUUUCUCUCUCUUCGUCUCCUUGUACAUCUUCGCCGUUUCUCCUACUGCGCAAUCGAACAACUCCGCGCUCCUCCUCUUCUCGGCCACCGAUGAUUGCAGCGGCGUUCGUGAAAUCGCCGAUUAUCGAGCGAAAUGCGCCUACGUGAGGUCGAGCAGCGGCUGCAGCAACGGCUACUUGAACUACCUCGACAUCUUCUACUGCGCCUGCGGCGAUUCCCCCGUGCUCGGGUAUUUUCUGCUGCUGCUAUGGCUGGUGGUGCUGUUUUACGUCCUCGGCAACACGACGGCGGAGUACUUCUGCCCCUCCGUGGAGAGCCUGUCGCGCGUGCUGAGACUGUCCCCGACGAUCGCCGGGACCACGCUUCUCCCGCUGGGGAACGGCGCCAACGACGUCUUCUCCAGCGUGAUCUCCUUCACGCGCUCCGGCGACGCCGACGUCGGCCUCAGCAGCGUCCUCGGCGGCGCCUUCUUCAUCUCGUGCUUCGUCGUCGGCGUCGUGAGCAUCGCGGUCUCGUCGCGGGGGGUCCGGGUGGACAAGGCGAGCUUCGUGAGGGAUGUGCUAUUCUUCCUCUUUGUGCUCUGCUGCGUCAUCAUGAUGAACAUUUUCGAGAGGAUUAAUUUCUGGUUUGCGCUGUGUUUCUUCUGUAUAUACUUUCUCUAUAUUGCUCUUGUCUCCGUUAUGCAAUUUCUCCGGCGGAAGGAGGCGACGGUCCGUCACAGUCAAGUUUUGGAUGAUUUUGGAGAUGUGGAGGUGCCGUUGUUGGAGUAUGCUGAUGAGGAGAAGGCCUCUGUUUCGGAAAAAUCAGAGAAUCUCCGCGAAUCUCGGUGUUGUCGCUACUUGAAUCUAUUUCUCUUUGUUCUAGAAUUGCCGCUUUCGCUGCCGAGAAGGCUCACAAUCCCCGACGUCAGCGAAGAGAAAUGGUCGAAGCCGUUUGCCGUAUCUUCAGCGACGCUAGCGCCGGUACUAAUCGGAGCCCUGUGCAUCGUGCAGCAAGAGAGCAUCGAUUCUCGGACGAGCUUCUCCCUGCUAAUAGCAUCCAUCGUCAUCGGAAUAUCCCUUGGCGCGGCGGCGCUCGUCUUCACGAAGAGCUCCGGCCCGCCGAAGAGGUGGCUGCUGGCGUGGCUGGCCGGAUGCUUCCUGAUGAGCAUAACUUGGACGUACAUUAUAGUGCAGGAGCUGGUGUCGUUGCUGGUCGCAUUCGGCAACAUUUUAGGCAUAAGCCCGUCGAUCCUAGGGCUGACUGUCCUAGCGUGGGGGAACUCGCUAGGCGACUUGAUUUCGAAUUUGGCGAUGGCGUUGAAGGGCGGGGCCGACGGCGCGCAGGUGGCGAUAUCCGGCUGCUACGCGGGGCCGCUCUUCAACACGCUGGUGGGGCUGGGAUUCUCUCUCGUGUUGGCGUCGUUCAAGGUUUAUCCGGCGGGAUAUGCUGUCCCCAAAGAUUCGGAUGUGUAUGAAACCGUGGGGUUCUUGAUGGGAGGCUUGCUUUGGGCGCUUGUUAUAUUGCCUAAGCGAAAUAUGCAGCUUGACAAAUCUCUGGGGAUUGGUUUGUUAGCGAUUUACUUCUGUUUUCUGUUUUUAAGGAUUGUCAAGGGUUUAGGCAUACUCCAACUCGGAGGUUAAUAUCUCGUUUGCUUCCACCUCGUAAGAGGUUUCGGCAGUUUUCCAAGAUCAAAUGUUAGCGCGUGUUCAUAAUUAUUACUAGGAUUUGUUAUUAGCUAAAGCAAUUACUUAACCUAUUCUUGGUUGCAGUUUUGCGUUUCUCAAAUUUUAGUUGGGAAAUUUUAUUUUAAUUGGAAUAUAUGAAGAUUCCUUGUUAUAUGGUA
Messenger RNA from Salvia miltiorrhiza (redroot sage), 2462 nucleotides. RefSeq names its product cation/calcium exchanger 1-like. Bases 592 to 2259 code for a protein of 555 amino acids. Gene Ontology annotation, cellular component: membrane. The transcript has a single exon. Gene Ontology annotation, molecular function: monoatomic cation transmembrane transporter activity. The record is from RefSeq and is a predicted model, not a curated record. Gene Ontology annotation, biological process: transmembrane transport; monoatomic cation transport. NCBI's taxonomy places the organism in Eukaryota, Viridiplantae, Streptophyta, Magnoliopsida, Lamiales, Lamiaceae.